Messenger RNA from Arachis ipaensis, 2150 nucleotides. Its product is annotated as nod factor hydrolase protein 1-like. The record is from RefSeq and is a predicted model, not a curated record. Gene Ontology annotation, biological process: chitin catabolic process; carbohydrate metabolic process. Gene Ontology annotation, molecular function: chitinase activity; chitin binding. NCBI's taxonomy places the organism in Eukaryota, Viridiplantae, Streptophyta, Magnoliopsida, Fabales, Fabaceae. Gene Ontology annotation, cellular component: extracellular region.
ACGUCUCAACACUCUCUAGUUCUGAACAACUUACAUUUAUCAUUAUUUCCAGCCAGCUUAACAACAAACUUGGAAAAGUCUUGGAAGUCAAAAUUUGAAAUUUUUUUUUUUUAUAUUAUUCCGUGCCGAUUGCCGAAACUAGACAUAAAUACAAUUCCAAACCGCAUAAUCCAUAUCAGAAACCAUGCAUUCUGCCGCUCCAAAGGACUUAAAAUACUUAAACCUAGGACGGCAACUUACAGAAUCUCUCACCCUUUGGCAACAACCAGAAAACGAUAUUUUGACUUGUGUAUGUUGACAGACAAUUUCGCCUAUUCAUGCAAGAAAAAGUGAAAACCUGUACAACAUUUUGACCUAACAUUUUUUGCUUUGCUCUUUUCGUCCCUACAUCAAAAUAUAAGUUACUUUUUAUUGAUUCUUAAAAAAAGAAUUUAAAAAAAAUAGCGUAAGUAAUAUUUCUCUAACAAUAAAAACAUAAUAAUGCAUGUCAUAUCGUGCUCCAGUUCUCUAGUAACUUAUAAAUACCUCUUAAGAUCCCACAAAGUUCUUGUCCUUAGAGCCAGAUAAAAAAUCAACAGCCAGUCAGCCACAUAUCAUGUCAAUGCACUGUCUACUACAUUCCGUCACUUUCACAACACUGCUCAUGGCAAUAGCCACAGCCAUAACCACCGUCCGCACCACCGUCACUGCUUCUUCUUCACCCAUCAAAGGUUCAUACUGGUUCGAUCAAGAAACAUUUCCAGUUUCCGCCAUAAACACAACCUAUCUCACACACAUCUUCUACGCGUUCCUCUUACCCAGCAACACGACCUACACCCUCGAAAUCACCGCUUCCAACGCCACCAGCCUCUUGAAAUUCACCACCACCCUCCGCUCCAAGUACCCUCCCGUCAAAACCUUAGUCUCCAUCGGCGGCGCCGCCAGCGACGCUGCUCUCUUCGCUCGCAUCGCCGGAAACGCAGAUGCGCGAGCCACCUUCAUCGGCUCCUCCAUAGUCGUCGCGCGCCGUUUCGGCUUUGAUGGCCUCGACCUCGACUGGGAGUUCCCGCGCACUGCGGCGGAGAUGAGCGACCUCGCCGUCCUCCUCCGACACUGGCGUAUUGCGAUCCUUGCCGAGUCUGAGCUUACCGGCCGUCCGCCGCUUCUCCUAACAGCCGCCGUCUACUUCGCCAGUGACUUCAUCCUCGCUGCCGCUCCGGCGCCGUCGUACCCGGUGAUCGCUAUGAAUAAGACCCUUGACUUUAUCAACGUCAUGAGCUACGACCUUCACGGAGCGUGGAACAACGAUACCGGAGCUCCAGCAGCGUUAUUUGACCCGAAAGGGAACGUAAAUGCUGUUUACGGGCUUCGGUCAUGGAUUCGGGCAGGGAUCUGCCCGAAGAAGGUGGUUAUGGGUUUACCCCUUUAUGGGAAGAAGUGGACCCUACUUGACCCGAAUGUGACUGAAAUCGGAGCAGCAGCUAUUGGGAUAAAACCCGAAUCCGGUGGGGAUGUGCCUUAUUUUCAGAUUGAGGCGUUUAAUAAGGAAAGUGAUGCCACCGUCGUGUACGAUCCAGAUACGGUGUCGGCGUAUUCGUACGCGGGAACGUCAUGGGUCGGGUACGAUGACCCAAUGACAGUGACCGUGAAGAUUGGGUUUGCUCAGGCUCUGGGGCUUCGUGGAUAUUUCUUCUGGGCUGCUGGCUUUGAUCGUGAUUGGAAGAUUACUGAGCAAGCUUCGAAAGCCUGGAUAAUUACAUGAAUGAUAAUGAAGGUUUGAAACUUGACUUCAUUGUUUGUGUAAUGAUUCGUCCUUGAAUUGUGGGAAGGUUCAAAGUUGUAACAGUUCAACCAUUCAUUGAAUAAAUGAUGUCCAAUAUAAUCAGAUCGCAUGGUAACAUCCAUUCAAGUUAAACUGGUCAUGGAAUCAUCAUAUCAUCAUGUCAUUAUGAUUAGCUAUAGCCACCAAAGCAGAGCAGUCGGCUUUACUUAUUUAUAACAAUAAUUAGGGUUCGACUGGCGGAGAAGCGCAACAGCGCAAGUGACUUUUCACUUUAGUAAUUUGUUUAACAAGGUAUAAUACGAGUAUCUUGUAACGGAUAAUUAUAUUAAUCAAGCAAACAAUUGUAAUUCAUAUUGAUAUUUAAAGAAAUAAUAUUGGUAAUCGUAAA